GAGAGUUCAACCAUAAUAAAAUGGCGAGUCGUAGGUCUGUUUUAGUUGCUUCAAUAGAACCACUUCCUACACCAGGUGACCCAUUAAGAGAGCUUUUUGAAGCGUGCAAAACUGGGGAUAUUUCUAGAGUUAAAAAGUUGAUAUCGCCUCAAACUGUGAACGCAAGAGAUACUGCAGGAAGGAAAUCAACUCCUUUGCAUUUUGCAGCUGGUUAUGGACGUCGAGAUGUUGUAGAAUUUCUUCUGGCUGCUGGAGCAUCAAUUCAAGCCCGUGAUGAUGGGGGACUGCACCCACUUCAUAAUGCAUGCUCAUUUGGGCAUGCAGAUGUUGUGCGGUUAUUACUUGAAGCAGGUGCUAAUCCUAACACUCGUGACAACUGGAACUAUACACCCUUGCAUGAAGCAGCCAUCAAAGGGAAAGUUGAUGUCUGCAUAGCUCUCCUACAACAUGGAGCAGAUGCUAACAUUCGUAACACAGAAGGCAAAACAGCCUUAGAACUGGCUGAUUCUGCAACAAGGCCUGUGCUGACUGGAGAUUAUCGAAAAGAGGAACUGCUUGAAGCCGCCAGGUCUGGAGCUGAGGAUCGCCUACUUACCUUACUAAAUCCUCUGAAUGUUAACUGUCAUGCAAGUGAUGGCCGUCGCUCAACACCUCUGCAUCUUGCAGCCGGAUACAAUCGUAAUCGAGUGGUACAAUUACUACUGCAGCAUGGGGCAGAUGUCCAUGCAAAGGACAAAGGUGGUUUGGUUCCAUUGCACAAUGCAUGUUCAUAUGGCCAUUUUGAAGUAACAGAAAUGCUUAUUAAACAUGGAGCAAAUGUGAAUGCUAUGGAUUUAUGGCAGUUCACUCCAUUGCAUGAAGCAGCAUCAAAAUCACGUGUUGAAGUUUGCUCUCUGUUGUUGAGUGAAGGAGCAGAUCCUGCGCUGCUCAACUGCCAUUCAAAGUCUGCUAUCGAUGUGGCCCCUACCAGGGAACUCCAGGAGAGACUGGCAUAUGAAUUUAAAGGUCACUGUCUGUUGGAAGCUGCACGUCAGGCCGAUCCUGCUAAAGUAAAGAAAUACUUGGCUCCAGAUGUAGUUAACUUUAAACAUCCUUAUACAGGAGAUACUCCAUUACACUGUGCUGUAAGUUCUCCAUAUCCAAAGUGGAAGCAGGUUGUGGAAACUCUUGUACGCAAAGGUGCACAUCUAAAUGAGAAGAACAAGGAAUUCCUUACACCACUACAUGUAGCUGCUGAUAACUCUCAUUAUGAUGUCAUGGAUGCCUUGCUGCGUCACGGGGCAAAGGUUAAUGCCCUUGAUGGCUUAGGGCAGACAGCUCUUCAUCGGUGUGCUCGCGAGGACAACCUUCAGGCUUGCAGGAUAUUGUUAUCCUAUAGCGUGGAUUCCAGUAUUGUCUCUCUACAAGGAUACACAGCUGCACAAGUAGCCACAGAAAACGUCCUAAAAAUACUUCAAGAUCCUCCAUCAGGCAGUGCAGAUGUGGAAUGUCAGCUGCUGGAGGCUGCAAAGGCAGGGGACUCUGAGCAGGUGCAACGGCUUCUCACGUCAUAUCCCCAAAUUGUCAAUUGUAGAGAUCUUGAUGGAAGGCAUUCGACACCCCUUCACUUUGCUGCUGGCUACAACAGAGUUGCAGUUGUUGAAUUCUUGCUUGCUCAUGGUGCAGAUGUCCAUGCUAAAGAUAAAGGUGGUCUGGUUCCCCUGCACAAUGCUUGUUCCUAUGGACACUAUGAAGUUACGGAACUCCUUGUUAAACAUGGGGCAAGUGUCAAUGUGGCUGAUCUGUGGAAAUUCACUCCCCUUCAUGAGGCUGCUGCCAAAGGAAAAUAUGAAAUCGUUAGGCUCUUACUGAAGCAUGGUGCAGACUCUAGUAAAAAGAACCGUGAUGGUGCAACUCCUUUAGACUUGGUACGUGAUGGGGAUCAGGAUGUAGCAGACUUGCUGCGUGGCAAUGCUGCUUUGUUGGAUGCUGCAAAGAAAGGAAACCUUGCUCGUGUUCAGAGGCUUGUGACAUCUGAAAAUAUUAACUGCCGAGAUGCUCAGGGACGCAACUCCACACCUCUCCAUUUAGCUGCUGGUUACAACAACCUUGAGGUAGCAGAGUUUCUCUUGGAUCACGGUGCUGAUGUGAAUGCUCAAGAUAAAGGCGGUCUAAUUCCACUCCACAAUGCGUCUUCAUAUGGUCACCUGGAUAUAGCUGCAUUGUUAAUCAAGUUUAACACAGUGGUAAAUGCUACUGAUAAAUGGGGCUUUACGCCAUUGCAUGAAGCUGCUCAAAAGGGACGGACUCAGCUUUGUGCAUUAUUGCUUGCCCAUGGUGCAGAUCCAUUUUUAAAAAAUCAAGAGGGUCAGUCACCUGUGGACCUGGCAUCGGCAGAGGAUGUACGUUGCUUGCUUCAAGAUGCAAUGGCUUCUCAGCAAAAUGUUCCCACAGCACCGGCAUCUGCUCCUCCAUCACGGCCUCCGUCUAUCGCUGUGGUUUCCCCUACACCUGCAUUGGCUGCAGCCCUUUCCCCACCUGUGGCAACAGAGACAGUUAUAAUGCCUUCUGGAGCAUCAAUGACACUAUGCAUUCCAGUAUCUCGUGGUUGUCUUUCACCCAUGCCUGCCGCAGAGGGAUGUGCAGCAGAACCUGUAAAACCAGAAGGUGGUGUUCAAGACAUGGGCAGUGUGGCAACAGUUGCAGGAUUCUUGGCGAGUCUUGGCUUGGAUCAUCUGCUCGAUUUGUUUGAACGUGAACAGAUCACACUGGAUAUUCUCGCAGAAAUGGGGCAUGAGGACCUGAAGCAAGUAGGAGUUAGUGCAUAUGGCUACCGACAUAAGCUGAUCAAAGGCAUUGACAAGUUAUGCUCCAGUACAGGCACAUUAUGGAUGCCUCCUUCAAACCCUGGUACGCUGUUGGUUGACCUACUGGGUGAAGACAAGGAGUGCAUGGCUGUAGAAGAAGAGAUGCAGUCCACGAUAAGGGAACAUCGUGAUAAUGGGCACUCUGGUGGUAUCUUCUGCCGCUAUAACAUUGUCAGGAUCCAGAAGGUUCAGAAUCGUAAAUUAUGGGAACGAUAUUCCCACCGAAGACAUGAAGUUUCUGAGGAAAACAACAAUCAGGCCAAUGAAAGAAUGUUGUUCCAUGGUUCUCCUUUUAUUAAUGCCAUUGUACAAAAAGGUUUUGAUGAGAGACAUGCUUACAUUGGAGGUAUGUUUGGGGCAGGAAUAUACUUUGCAGAACAUUCCUCAAAAAGCAACCAGUAUGUAUAUGGAAUUGGGGGUGGAACUGGUUGUCCCAUGCACAAAGAUAGAUCUUGUUAUAUUUGCCACAGGCACUUACUGUUGUGUCGAGUGACACUGGGAAAGUCAUUCCUGCAGUUCAGUGCUAUGAAAGUAGCUCAUGCACCACCUGGACACCAUUCUGUGAUGGGACGUCCUAGUGCGGGUGGUCUUAACUUUCCAGAAUAUGUGGUAUAUCGUGGUGAACAGGCGUAUCCUGAGUACCUCAUCACAUACCAGAUUGUUAAGCCUGAAGAGACGGCAGUGAGUUCUGAUGCAGAGGCCAGAUGAUUCCCUAUCAUCAUGUCCACAUCUGGUUCCGAGAGCUUGGAAACACGCAGACACUUCUGUUGCACCCAUGUUGUCCGCAGGGUUUUGAGGUAUGUCCGCCUGUUUAUUACCAGAUCUGAAGUCGACCAAGGAUGUGGCACAGGUCUCGCCAAGAGAAAGAGGCAACGGCUAGCGUGGGGAACUGUUGCUGUCCCUUUGCCAGGUUAACAGGAUAAGAAGGUGAUGGUGAUGAUUUGACACCUUUCUGAUUCUUGUGUUUGGAAAGGUGUCUGACCUUUGUGAUAUCUACCAGGAAGCAUGGUGCUAUGUUGUUACUAACUUACACUCCUGUUUCAUGCGUAUGUUACAGCUGCUGUGAAUUAAAAUAUUAUGUAAUUUCAAAGUGAUCUUGUUCAUUCCUAAACAAUAGAUGUCCUUAUUUGAUUUUUAUGAUACAUGGCAUACAUAUAGAGAAUGUUUUACGUCAGUACUUACAGGUAUGUUUGUGUGUGUUUCCUGGCCUCUUUUGCAAUUGGUAUGUGAACAUUAAACACAUUUAUCUUUGCUAAGUUUAACCAAGUAGGAUUUGAGGUUCUCACAGUGGUGAGUAUAAAGAUGGCUGUCUCCACGGUUGUAACACUGUGUAGUCUGGUAGAUGUUUAUUGACAUUUUAUAGGUCCUUGCUGUCUCCAUCAGGGCAGUGAGUAAGCCACAUGUGUGAAAUCAGUUUAUUCUUCCUGCUUUCUAAAUAGUCUCAAUCUUUAAGCUGUAUGUACUUUGUCAGUUUACAUAAUACUACAUCAAACAUUGGUUGUAAUUCCUAAAUUUUAUGUAAUCUGUUUUCUGUGGAGGUAUUGAGAUUACAAGUUUAACACUACCAGUUCUUGCAAAAAUGCAACUGAUUUGGCAGUGCCUAGUGAUACUUUAAACAGUAAGUUGGACUUUAACCCUCUGACUGCCAUGUUUCUUCCAGAAAAUGUGAAGGCUUGUUUGAUGGAAAAUGCAGGUGCACAGAGGGAAAAUAAUGUGAAAUAUAUUUCUUGCGCCAGAAGAAUGAUUCUCUCUUCAUUUUAACAUAAUUUUUGGUCUCUUCAAAUGCAUACAAAUGAGAAAUUUUGUUUUACUGAGCCAGUUUCAAAUAAAUUAUAAUUUUAUAGCUGUUUUUAAACUUUGAAGUUUGUUUCACUUAACUUGCUUUGAAUUGACAAGUUUGAUAGAUUUUUUAAAACAAUUCGUUUUUAACUUCUAAGAAUUUUGCCAAACUCGAACCCUGACUGAACCUAUGAAAUGAAUUUUGUCUGAAUCAUGGACUGUUUAAAAUUGCUGUGACGUUAAACUUUCAGUAAUUGAUGUACUUUGAAGUUUGUUGCAAAAUACAAAGUUACUAAUUUAACAUUGUGGGCAUAAAUUGCCACAGGUCUUUCUGUUGUUUCUGCACAUUUCUGUUCAUGCCACUGUCCACAGCAAGGUCUUGUGAGCCACUGAAAUGGAACUGUCCCUCAUGUUAAUAGCAGAGUAUAUGAAGUACUCUUUCUGUAAUAUUAUUCGAUUCUUCUGGUAACAUAUUUUAAAUGUUACACCUCUGUUUUACUUUGCAGACAAAUUUGUAGUGAAAAGUUUAUUUUCUUAAUAAACAGUUCUUUUCUUGUAGGAAAAUUAUACAUAUCUAGCAUAUGUAGUAAUGAAAUGGUUUUGUAUGCACAUAUAGGCUGGGUAGACAAGAUAAACUAUCAAAUUCGAAAUUAGAAUACCCCGAUUAGUGCUCAAGAUACAUUCCUAGCAAAUAGUGUGCUAACUGAAACAACACUGUAUGGGGUCAUUAUAACAUUACAUAUAUGGAGAUGCAAUCCUGAUUAUGUUAUUUUUAACUUUAUAUAUAUAUUAUAUGGUAUAUGAAGGAUAAAGUAAAGCUCUCCUGCUAUAAGACAUGUAGGUGUUUGGGGGAGAGGAUGCAUAGCUCCUACUCUUUCUUGACCUUGGCACUAGAUGGGGUGAGUGGUCAGCAUGACGCCCUGGGAAAGGACCCUGGUACCCAUUGGAUAGGAGGCUGGGUGGAAAUAUUGAACAGUAUCAUGAAUAACAGUCUACAUCUGGGAAGAGGGGCCAGAUUGUGGGUCCUCCACAUAUUUUGGCUGCUUCUUGAUGUAGACAUCUAAGGGUGACUACUUUUUCUUGAGUUGUCUCUCAUGAAGCAAUUCUCGGUAGCAGGAAAUCAUGUUGAGAACACCUCUCUUUGCCUGGCUGCUGCGCUCCCAGUCAUGAUUAUUCUCGGUAAACUGGUCCAUGAUUUCCUUGAUCUUGGUGAUGAUGUGACUGAGGAAUUCUUUGGUGAGAUCUCUCUCUGGUGUUUUCUUGGCUCUUCUGCAUUUGAGUCUUCAGCCCCACUCUGGGUGUGAUGCUCUGCCAAUUCCUGCAGAUUGUUAAUGGUAAGACUUUCAUCAUGAGACUGCAAUAACUCCUCCAUAUCAUCUACAAUGACAUUCUCCAGUCCUGCUUCAUUGGCCAGCUUGACGAUGUCACUGACAAAUUGCUGGUGCCGCUUCAAACCCCAGGAAAUUGUUGCAUGCUUCUGGUCAUAUCUUCUUCCAGGCCCCAUUUAUGCAGUUUUUGGUUGCUUCAUCCCAGAUUCUGAUGUUAUCUGUGCCCUUUAUGAUGUGAUUGUUUUUCCAAAAUUGUCUGAUAGAUUGAUUAUCUUUGCCAUUUGCUUCUUCAUCAAGUUGUCAGAAGGUGCGAUGAAGGUAGUAGGCCUUGAAAUUCAAAAUGACUCCCUGAUCCAUUGGUUGGAGUAAGGAAAUCAUCGUCAAAACCCUUUAGAAUUAAGGAAGUUGUGUUUGGUAGAAGAUAAACCACUUCUACAGAUACGCCGGUGUGAAGGGCAGAUUGGCUAAGUGAAUGUAAACAAAUGUGGCCACUUGCGGCAGGUUGUGAUUGUUGGGACUCUUGAAUUUUGACUAGUGUAUAUUUUCUUUAUUUUUUUAUUUUCUAGUAAAAAUAGCACUCAAAGAUGUAAGAGUGGAAUAAUGAAACAGUGCUUUGUGGGGUAGUGCUAAUUGAGGUAUUAUUGUGUUUAGAAUUUUGAAUAGUUAGUAGUUGCAUUAGUUUCAGAUAACUAUGCUUUCGUACCCAGCCUAACCCCAAUUUAAUAUAACUAUAAUCACUUUCAUUUGGUACAAUUUAUGAAACUGAAUAAAAUAAGUGGUUAUAAUACCAACAUUUGGCAUGACUGAACUUAAAAAUGGCUACUGUCUUCACUGCAAGCACCAACUUUGAAAACUAAUGUUUUCUCAUUGUGGAUUUGUGUUUGGUCAUACAGUUCUCUCUUCUUUUUUUCUUACAUCCAUACAUAUUUGAACCCAAUAAAUUCUGUAUUGAUUUUUAUGAAACUUUUUUUGAUAAUAGUAUUUGUUCUUGUGCAUUGCUUAGACAAAGUGUGUAAAAUGAACGCCCUUGCAAUGGUCAGGUAGCUACUAUACUGUGUGAAGUCUCUGUUUUAGGCUCCGUGUAACUUUAUAGCCUUGUCAGUCCUUUUAGAGUGUGAUGCUACUGCAAUUAUGUGGCAGUGUGGCCUGGUUAUGUGUAUAACACUUUACCUGAACACUGGCAAAAUAUAACUGAAGUAAUGAUAAUUGUUGUCAUAUGGUUGUGAUGCUAUGUAGUCUUGCAAGUGGUUACCAUUGUUUUGGCAGAAGAUAUUGCCUUCAUCUAUAAGAUUGAAAUAAAACUAUUUUUACUCAGCAUAUUAUUCCCUCAAAGAUUCUCAUGACAUAAUCAGUUGUGUCAGUCAGAAUUUGGCUGUGAAAGAAGUCCAUUUAUGUAUUUGUCGUAACGUACAUAUUAAAUAUGCAUUCCCAAUUUGUGUUUUAAUGUCUCAGUUGUAUGAUACAGGACCUGAUGAGUGGCUAAUUUACUUGUAAAUCUCUCGGUCAUACACCUAUAAUAACAUGUUACACGUUUGAGUUUUUUAAAUUUUUUUCCCUGCCGCUCUCAUUCAGUUUAUAUAUUUCACUAGUCAUGUUUUAUACUUGAUGCAAAAUAUCUCUGAACUUGAGCUAUGUCACAGUAAGGUGAAGGUAAGAUGGAAAUGGUAAGGGGAGCAAGACAGUAUUUGCUGUCACUUCAUAGUCUUUUCCUCUCUCCUUGUACUUCAGCAUGCAUAUUUGUGAUGUCAACGAAGAUAUCUUGCGACUUAUAUAACCACCAACAAGACUAUGUGAUGUCAUAACCAAGAUGAUCAGAACUCACAGAGAAUGGAAUUUAAAACUGUGACAAUAACUUAGUCUCUUCCCCCCCCCCAGCAUUUAUACAUGUUACUUGUAUAAAUAAGGAAAACAUUUUUUGAUUCCAUUAUUUCUGUUAGUGCCCAUCAGAUAUAUAUUAAUUGUGAAAAUGUAGUACAUGUACCAACUCCUUUUCUUCUUCACAUUGCAUUUAACACUGCCAUAACCAUGAACACAUCCAUUUUUAUGUAUACAUUUUGGUUUAGGUGGUAUUUUGCUGUAGUUUUACUAGACAGACUACUUAUUUAUAAACGAACUGGAAUAUUGUAUGAAACGAUUUUAUUUUGUCUAAGGAAUGAUUAGGACAAGAGUUCUCAACCCUUUCCAGACCAUGGGAAAUAAUCGCUUCCCUUUAUCAACUCACUGGCUGCAAGGUUAUAAAUACGGGCAUUUUAUUGAAGUUCCUAUGCGGUUUAUGAAGAAAGAGUGCUAUCAAAUUAGGCAUUCUGUUGCAAAAUGGUUUACUUGUUUCCCAUUAAUUUCCUUUAACAAAAUCUUUCAUUAGUCAAAUACUUGACCCUGGUUUGCUUUAAUAAUCUUCCAGUAUCACCUUAUUGAGAUUUGCAUGCAUAUCUACACAUGUUCAUGAGUAUGUGGCAUCAUAGUCCGCAGCCUGUGGGCCAUACAUUGCAAACCCCUGGUUUAAGAAAAGAAGAUGAAUGAAGGCAUAAAAUAACAUAAAGUAGUUUGAAAUUAGAUGUAUUUACAGUUGCAAGUUUAGUUUGCGAUUGUGAUACCAUGUAAACUUGGUUACCAGCAUUUCUGAGGAAUAUGCUGCUUCCAUCAUCAGGAUUUUCUAAAGAUGUUCCUCUGGAAUAUUAAUAAUCACUUACAAGAUCAUAUGGUGUCAUAGACCACAAUCUUAUUGUGUAAAGUCAGUAUCUUUGCUUCCCUUUUUGCUGUAGUACACAACUGUGUGUGCAACUAAGACUUGUCUUCAUGAAAUUUGAGCUUCCCAUGUUGGCCAAGAUUAUCUUGUAAAUUAAAUCUUUGUGAUAAAGUGAUACUAUACAAAAUUGUGCACAUAUUGGCUACUUGUAAAUAGAUUAAUAUUGUGGAUGUAGAACAUUGUACAAUACUGUUUUAUCUCAUUUCUUUUCUUACAAAACGUGUGUUUGAAACAGUUUUAAUAGUCAUUGCAUGUUGAUUUCAAUACAAAGAAAGUAUGUUAAUAAAUAUUUACUUCUUUCCUAUUGCAUAUAGUAGAGAUCUAUCAACAUAUAAAAUUUCAGAACCUACACUGAAUGACUUGUUGACACCCUUUUAAUAUUAUUGGUAUGAGGCCACCUGGUGGGCUAGUCAUUAGCGUACUAGCCUAGUGUUCAAAAGGUCAACCCCAACUGUCUCCACUAAUAUGAAAAUAAACUCAAUAAUAAUGUUCAGACUGGCUCUGCGGCCCACCCAGCCGUCUACCUAAUGAGUACCAGUGCUUUUUCCGUGGGAGUAAAGCAUGUCUGCAUGGUGUGGUGCUUAAAUAAACAACAGAGACAACUUUACAAAAAUAUGUCAAUAUAAUGACAACCAGUCAAUUGAAGACAGCGUAGAUCCCAUAUGGAAAAUGUUGUGUAUAUCAAACAUACCUUGGGCAGUUAACAUUGUUUAACAUAAAGCUUAAUGAGGAAAUCAGAAACUACAAAAAUGUACUUAGUUUCAUAAAGCUGAUUAGUUGAUAUAAAGCCUUUUAAUAUGGGACAAAUUCCACACACAGACAUCAUAGCCUCAGUUUCCGUACAGAAUGGUAAUUGCAGAAUUCUCAAGUACUUAAAUAAUGUAUGUAUGCCUAUACAGACAAACAAAUGCAGACGUUCCUUACUUUUCUCUGGAAUAAAAAUCUUACAUCUGUCUAAAUAGAAACUGAAAUAUUUCUGUAAGAUAAAACUUUGGAUGCUGCAACUCUUGUGUAAUGUGAAUGUAGUAAAAUUAAAAAGACACCAAAAACAAGUUUGUUGUUUUGCCAUUGCAUCCAUUUCACUGACUGCUGUGAUUAUAUACUACAUUAAAUUAAUUUAUAGACUGAUUAUAUUAUCUUACUGGUUUGUGUAUUAAUGGUGUGUACAUAUUAUUUUUUUAUUUUAAGUAUCAGGUUCAGGAGUUUUAUUACAUGUGUAUGGGAAAACUUGUUGUUUAAGCAUCAUGUAAAUGAUUAUACAAUCAAUAAAUCUGCCAAGCAGUGUUCUUGUGCAAACAUG
Molecule: messenger RNA, 9999 nt
Organism: Zootermopsis nevadensis
Lineage: Eukaryota; Metazoa; Arthropoda; Insecta; Blattodea; Termopsidae
Gene: Tnks
Product: tankyrase
Molecular function (GO): protein binding; NAD+ poly-ADP-ribosyltransferase activity
Source: RefSeq, a predicted model, not a curated record